CAGUAGUUGUAGUAUUAGUGGCGGUAGAAUUUGAUUUUCUUGUACGUUUAGGUUUUAUUGAGGAUUUUGAAGAAGAUUGUGAUGGCUGCUGCUUUACUGAUGAUGACGUCGUUCCGCUUGUUAAUAGUGUCGCUGUUGUUGUUGUUGCUGGAACAGGUAAAUUGUUAGGCGCAGAUGUGAUGGGGGUGGUAGUUGUAGGGGAUAAGAAUUCUUCUACCACAAAAGCUACCACCAACACCAAGGCUAAUAACAAGCAACAACAAGAUGAAGAUACUGCUACUGAAAGCGAAAAUGACAAUAAAAAGUCAUCGUCUCAAAAAAUCACCAAAAAACCUAAAUCUUGGAGCAAAGAAAAUAAUUCAAAUUCAAAAGCUGUUUGUAUUUGCCAUAUGCAAGGGUGGAUGCCUAAACAUCGCGCAAAUAAUACCUAUGAUUUACUACCAAUAAAUCAAGACUUUGUUGCAACCACUUUGCAAAUUUUAAGCUGA
This is a messenger RNA of Entrophospora sp. SA101, 488 nucleotides long. The record is from the annotation of a GenBank genome assembly. Lineage: Eukaryota; Fungi; Glomeromycota; Glomeromycetes; Entrophosporales; Entrophosporaceae.